GAUUAUUUGUCAGGUUGGCACGAACUUUCUUGUCUUCAGCAGUAUCCCCUUGCUACGGCGUCAACUCUCGCAACAUGCCCAAAUCAGAGAAGCGAGAGAAAAAGGAGAAGAAGCCAAAAGUUGAUGAUGCAGAGGUAGAGGCAGAAGCAGAAGAUGUAGAAAUGGCUGGUGUUUCGGAGUCCCCAAAAAAAGCGAAGAAGGAAAAAGAAAUAACCAUUCCAUUGGAAGAUUUGUCUCCUCUUGCACAACCAUUGGCGCAGAAAAAGCUUGUGAAAAAGCUGCACAAAACGAUCAAGAAAGCCUCCAAAGCACGGCAAGUUAAAAGAGGUGUAAAGGAAGUUGUCAAGGGCAUUCGUAAAGGGGAAAAGGGACUGCUUGUGUUGGCGGCAGAUAUCAACCCUAUAGACAUAAUAUCUCACCUCCCAGUGCUCUCAGAAGAAGCUCAGAUACCAUAUGUCUUUGUGACGUCUAAGGAGGAGCUCGGCCAUGCUAGCUCAACAAAACGACCAACAAGUUGCGUCAUGAUUUGCCCUGACCAGAAACGCAAAGUCCAGAAGAAGGAUGCUGAGGCAGAGAAGGACGAUGACUACAAAGAGUUGUAUGAGGAAUGUCGAAAAGAGGUGGCAAAGCUAGACCACAAGAUUGUAUUCUAACUUUUCCUGUGCUGGCAAUUGUGUAUUUUAUACCCCAUUAAUUAUCUUGGAUUCAUGAGUGCGCAUGAGAA
Messenger RNA from Suillus subaureus, 724 nucleotides. RefSeq names its product 50S ribosomal protein L30e-like protein. Gene Ontology annotation, cellular component: nucleolus; box H/ACA snoRNP complex. Gene Ontology annotation, molecular function: box H/ACA snoRNA binding. Gene Ontology annotation, biological process: snRNA pseudouridine synthesis; ribosome biogenesis; rRNA pseudouridine synthesis. The record is from RefSeq and is a predicted model, not a curated record. NCBI's taxonomy places the organism in Eukaryota, Fungi, Basidiomycota, Agaricomycetes, Boletales, Suillaceae. Bases 75 to 653 code for a protein of 192 amino acids. The transcript is spliced from 4 exons.